AGAACUUCAGGAGUUUACAGCUGAGGUCUGUAACUGGAACCGGACCAACACUUCCUGUAUUUGAUGCGGUUCUUACGCUCUCAGAUACUGACCCCAGGGAGAAAGUCCUUCCGCUUUUCCGUCCCACAGGUCCAUCCCGCCCUCUCGGUGCUGGUGGAGGAAAUCGUUUCAUUCGCCGUUUGCCUCCUCUGCAGCAUCCAAGCGCUGAAGUGCGGGAGUAUGCCUGUGCCAGUAUUUCCAAGCUGUUGCAACAGAAGCACGUAAUUCCAGCCUUUCUGCAGAGAGAUGUUGUCCGGUGCUUAGGACCAUUAUUGAUGGAUCACAGUUUAGCUGUUCGCGAGACAGCUGCAGGUGCUCUCCGAAAUCUGAGUGCUUGUGGAGGAUUUGAUGUCUGUGAUGACAUGGUGACAAAAGACAUCAUGACACCUCUUGUCGCACUUCUGAAAGAGUGUAGCACUGGACUAGAUGCUAACCAGCUCUCUCCAAGGAAAUGCAGAGAGAUGAACAAAAAUUAUAUUGAAGACAUAGCCAAUGAGGCUAUUAAUUUGCUAUGGAAUGUAUGUGAAUGCAACAGCACUGCGGUAUCCAUAUUCAAUAAAGAAGGAUGUCUGGAGGCUGUGUUACAUUACAUGAAGAAAUUUUCCACAAAUGUGGAUCUGGCUAUUUCAGUAGCAAACUGCUUGCAGGCAGUGACGGAAGAUAAUCCAGAUCUUCUUUCUUCAUUUAAUGCUUCUGCGCAACAAGUGUUGGAAACCGUGAUAUUGUGUCCAGAGAGCACAAUGAAGCACAUCCUUCUGAGAACACUGAUAGCAGGCACUAUUUGGAAUAUCAAGGAUACCAUUCCACCAGGCAGCCUGGGAGGCAUGAUUAAUGUAAUCCUGAAGAUUUUUUCAGAAUCAUUAGCAAUAGAUGCUGGCGAAACAAUUAUCCGUAUGAAUGAAGCUGAAAAAAACAGGUUAAAACUUGCUGCGGAGACAGACACAGAAGAAAACAUGAGUGAUGUUAUAGACAACUGCGUUUUGAGUGAAGAUGAUAACAUGGAAGAAAUACCAAAAGGAAAAGUCAGGAGAGAAAACGACAUUUCAGAUCUACUUCCAUCUGAUAAGUGGGAACUGAAAGAAGUGACAGCUUUACUGAUGGCUCAGCAGACUGCUCUGGAAAUCAUUGUUAAUAUGUGCUGCAGUGAAGAUCCUUCUGAUGACGAAUGGGAAGAACUCUCCAGCAGUGAUGAAAGCGACUUGUUUAUGGAGAACUCAUACAAUGAGGGGACCGGGCUGCUAAUGUCACCCCUGUGCCUCUCUGAUGAGGUUAACUCAGCAUUUCUGAACAACCUCAUUCCAAAGAAGAUUCUUGAAAAAACUGCUUUUCCGAACAGUGUUGCUCUAGACAUCUGUAUGCACAAUCCGUCUUGGAAACCAUUAAUUAAAAAACUGAAUGCAGUGCAGUGUAGAGCUUUAACAUGUCUUCAUAGCAUUUUGUUAGUGUCAGAUGUGGAUUGUCUUGGAGGAGCUUCAGCACUUCAAUCCCUUGCACAGCAUCUCUCGCGACUAGUCUUUUCCAAAAUGGAACUCCUUACAGACACAGAAUUCCUGGAAGCCAUAACCAGUGCUUUGAGGGCUCUCCUACAAACAAUGGCAUCAAAGAACAUCUCCCAGUGUAUGACUCCUGAGCAGCUAUUGGCUUUAUGUGAAGCUGGUAUUCACAGCAGCAAUGCCAGUGUUAGAGUGAAUGUAGUGAGCAUCCUUGGAAUUUCUGGCAGUGUCCUGGCAAAAGGACAAGAUACAGCUGAAACACUAAAGAUGAUUGGAAAAUUUCUUCUUGACGUUGCUAUGAAGGAAUCUUCUCUUGUGGUAGCAGGGGAAGCCUUGGAUGCACUUUUUGAUGUAUUUGCAGAUGGUAAAGAAGCAGAAAAGGCAGCGGUACAGAUCAAGUUGCUUCCAGCACUGAAAGAAUUUCAGCCAGUGUUCAAGAUGAGGAUGCGAAAAGAAGGCAAAGGACAAUAUAGUACAGAUCAACUGUGUGUUCUUGACAAUGUGAAGAUGAAUUUGAGAAGAUUCAUUGCGUAUCAGGAGACUCUAGGGAAAACCCCAACUUGAAACAUCGAGGAACUUGAAACUAAGGUUUCCCUUAUUGAAUAAUGUUUUCCAAAAAUACAACCGUUUUGAACUUCUAAAAUUUAUUGAGCAGAGCAGUUUUGCUUUCAUGUUAAUACUGCGGUUUUUUACAUUCAGUAUUUUUAUACUUCUGGGUUGAUGCAAUAUGGAAGUCACAUCAACAUCAAAAAGCAGAGCAUACUUUGAGAUAAAGUGUUAGCAGUGAUAAGAAUGUGCUCUUGCAGUCCUGACGUCUGUACAUAGCACCACUGUCAUUGUUUCAAAAUCUUUAUGUAUCCUGGCGGAAAACUAUAAUUGCAUGAAAAAGUAAUUUAGAGAAUAAUCUUGGUUAUGUGCCAGAUCCAGAAAAAAAAUUUAAAAGCUCAAGAUCUGUUUCAGGGAAUCGAGCAGUGGCAGAAUGUUCAUAUUUGCUGUUUGCUCUUACCUAUUUCUAGAAUUGCACAGGCACUUAUGGCAGACUUCCCAGGAGAAGUGUGACAAGUGUGUAGAUUACUGUCAGCACUUGGGUCUGUUACUUCAUGAGGUUUAGUGAAGAGAAAACUGUUUCAGAUUCAUUUAUGAUAAAUUCAGUAUGAUAGCUUUUUGUUGUGGAUGUCGGUGUAAGAGGAUACUACGUUUACACGCAGCUCCCUGUUUUUGCUUUACUUUGAUUGGUAUUUCUGAAAAUCAAGUCUCCUGAUUUACUUUCUUGUAAUUCUACAUCAGGAUGAAUUUGAAUUCAGGGAAGCAGUGUACCUAAUAAAAAGUAUUUUUUUAUAUUGAGAUAUUCUCUAAAGUAGCUUUGUAAUUGCUUAAAAUAUCUUUUUCAAAUAUGUGUGAUAGAGAUUUUUAAGCUGUAAAAUACAGAAACUAUUUUCAAAAUAUCACUGAUGAAGAUUGUAUAUGAACUUCCACACAUCAGCUUUGGUUCUGUUUCUGUGAAUGAGAUCCUCUCAUACACAAUUUUGAGGGAAAAAACCUGCAACCAAAUAUAAGAACAUUUUAUUAUGCUGAUUUUUGAAAUAGGAAAAUUUUUCCCCCCUGUCUUAACAUGCUGCCUUAGCACAGGCAUCUGUUUUUUUGGCAAAAUUUUGCCUAUGGUGUUAGGCACAGACCUACAAAGUUGCUCAGUUUGUUAGUUUUCAGUCUUUUACACUGGAAAGCAGGCUCAGGAACUGAUUGGAUAACUUGCAAAUUGACUGACUUUCUGCAGGCCUGGCAUAUGCUAUUUUGUCAAAUGCAAAAGAAAGUGAAAAAUGAGUUUAAGCAGCUAUACUGCCUGGAAGUCCUGUUAUUACUAUUACUUUACAGGAGUUGGAUGAAAUGUGUGAGGUGAUGCAAUGACUGCUAAUCAAAUGAGUGAGUGUGUGAGUGGGAUCAGGAAGACUCCAGGUCUAUUGAGCCUGGCCUGGAGAAGUCCUGAGGAGCAUGGAGUGAUUGAAAGGUUGUCCUGGGAUUUGGCAGGGGCAGGCAGCGAAGAGGGCUGGAGUAUAACAGCUGAGGAAAGAGUAGCUGGGUGGAUUAUGGCAUAAGACUGCACAGUGUGUGGAUUUUAAUCCUCCUGUUACUUAUACUUGCUGUACACUGAGGAUAGUAUAAUGUUAGCCUGAUAAAAGGUAUUAAUAUUUGUUUGGAGCACAUAAAAAGACUUUCACCCGGAAAGGUCUCCUCUCAGUUUUGGUGUGCUACACUGAAUUGCAGGAUGAUUGGGGUUGGAAAGGAUCUCUGGAGGUCUCUUAGUCCAGUCCCCUGCUCAAGAACUUACUUUGAAAUAAGAUAGGUUGUGCUGGGCCUUGAACAUCUCCGGGGAUGGA
Molecule: messenger RNA, 3907 nt
Organism: Athene cunicularia (burrowing owl)
Lineage: Eukaryota; Metazoa; Chordata; Aves; Strigiformes; Strigidae
Gene: HEATR3
Product: HEAT repeat containing 3
Exons: 15
Coding region: 315-2096 (593 amino acids)
Biological process (GO): ribosomal large subunit biogenesis; protein import into nucleus
Source: RefSeq, a predicted model, not a curated record